Molecule: messenger RNA, 2533 nt
Organism: Anopheles cruzii
Lineage: Eukaryota; Metazoa; Arthropoda; Insecta; Diptera; Culicidae
Product: fatty acyl-CoA reductase wat
Exons: 10
Coding region: 233-1825 (530 amino acids)
Biological process (GO): long-chain fatty-acyl-CoA metabolic process
Cellular component (GO): peroxisome
Molecular function (GO): alcohol-forming very long-chain fatty acyl-CoA reductase (NADP+) activity
Source: RefSeq, a predicted model, not a curated record
GCUCGUGUAUUAAGGUGCUGGUGUACCGCGUGUUCCGGUGUCAGUCUGCAGCCGAGGUUCGUGGACAGCGCAUCGGUGUCUUACACAGCACGUCGACGUGCUAAAAAGUUACAAUUGUAAGUGAGUGUGUUUGUGGGUCGCAUCAAAUUCACAUUUGGUGCGCAAAACGUGAUCGACCGAAAGCGAAAGACCUCCACCGUCAGGCGUUCACAGUGACCGUCCCUCGGACAACAUGACCGUGUCGAUCUACGACGACGAGCUGCUGGGUGGCCAGCAAACCGGUGGCCAGCAGGAGAGCCCACCGACCAUCACACCGGUCAAGCUCGACGAGAAGCUCACCGAGGUUCAGCAGUUUUACAACAAGUGCAGUGUCUUCAUCACCGGUGGAACCGGGUUCCUUGGCAAGACUCUCAUCUACAAACUGCUGACCAGCUGCCCGGGGAUCGAAAACAUCUUUCUGCUGGUGCGGAGCAAGCGCGGCAAGGACAUCUUUUCACGCGUAGAAGAAAUCUUCGACGAUGCUAUGUUUGACAAAAUGAAGCAAGCCUGUCCGAAAUACGACCACAAAAUCCGCGCCGUCGCCGGGGAUUGUAUGCAACCGGCCCUCGGUAUCAGCGCAUCGGAUCGGGAAGUUUUGGCCGAAAACGUCAAUAUUGUGUUUCAUCUUGCCGCCACGGUGCGAUUCGAUGAGAAAAUGAAGACGGCCAUGCAGAUCAACGUGAAGGCGUGCCAGGACGUGCUGGACCUGUGCCACGAGAUGAAGAACCUCAAGUCGAUGAUCUACGUCUCGACCGCGUACACACAGUGCCCGCAGCCGGUCGUCGACGAGCGGUUCUACGACCCGCCGCUCGACUCCGAGAAGAUGAUCCACCUCAGCGACUGCGUCACCGAGGGCAUGAUCGAAAAGAUCACCCCCGUACUGCUCGGCAAGUGGCCCAACACGUACACCUUCACGAAGGCCAUCGCGGAGGACGUGGUCCGUAAAAAUAGCCGCGGAAUGCCUGUCGGAAUGUUUCGCCCGGGAAUCGUGAUCGCAACUUACCAGGAACCAGUGCCCGGAUGGAUCGAUAACUUCUACGGACCGACCGGAGUGAUUGCCGGUGCCGGAACCGGCGUCCUGCGAACGCUGCGUGCCGACCCAACGAAGGUGGCCAACAUGGUGCCGGUCGAUCUGUGCGUCAACGGGAUCAUCUCGUCAGCCUGGGACGUUGGCGAGCGAAACCGAAAGGAGAUCCUGCCCGACCCAGAGAUCCCGAUCUACAACUUUUGCACCGAGCCCAACAACUGCAUCACGUGGGGCGACUUUACGCACACCACCAUCAAAUUUGGCUCGAUGUACCCGACGAUGAAAGCGAUCUGGUACCUGUGCUACUCCAGCAACCCGAACAUCAUCUUGCACUACCUGUCCAUCAUCUUCCUACACUACGCGCCGGCUGUCAUCGGUGACAUCAUUGCGCUACUGAUCGGCAGGAAGCCAAGAUUACUUCGCAGCUACAAGAAGAUCCACCGCUUCAUGGACGUGAUCGAGUACUUCUCGAUGCGCGAAUGGCAGUUCAAGAUGGACAACAUGAACGCGCUCUGGCGCCGGCUGUCCAGUGCGGACAAGAAGCUGUUCUUCUUCGACAUGCGCCAGAUCAACUGGGACUACUUCCUGGAGCAGUACUUCUGCGGUAUCCGGCGGUACCUGCUGAACGAUCCGAUGGAGACCGUACCGCAGGCCGUCAUACGCUGGAACCGCCUGUACUGGCUUCACCAGGCCACGAAGGUCGUCGUGUUGCUGCUGCUCUACAAGCUGGUCGUGUCCGUCUGGGGUAUGCUUAGCUAGAUGCUUGACGCGUUCGAAAACAAGUUUUAUUUAAGCGCAAUUGUUUCACCUUAAGAAUUUCAACACGUUUGAAAAAUUUGUUUUGUGUGAUUUCGGUAUUGUUCACCACGGCAUCGAAUGCGGCGCAUCAUCUUGUGUAUCAUUUGUUUUCGUUUGUUUCUUUAGAAAUAUUACUUUAAACGUACGUGACCCGUCUUUGCGGUGAGGAAACGCCGGUUUACGGCGGAGCAGAUAUGGCCUACGGGGCUAGAGAGUAAGCUCCGGAGACAAAGUUAAAGUAAGGGAAGAUACGGGCGUUGAAAUAGCGCCAAAUAGCAUGAUCACACUCCAAAUAAACUCAUCCAUCCAUCAACUUCAUGGACCGAUCACGCAUUGUGUGUGCAAUAGAAGGCAACUAAAGAGGGUUUCAGCGCUAUUAUCUUUACUGGAGGACUUAAAGUGGGAUUCGCAAUUCCGAUACAGCACAGUAGAUUGUAACAACGCACAUAUGGGGAGGGUGGCUUUAAAAAGCUUUCGAACUCGGUCUAUUCUGGUGAAGUGCGCAAUUCAACAAAGCCAAUGGUUACACGCUAAGAUUUGUUUGUAGGAAGCAAAACAUAUUAUAUCAGACCCGUGGGCACCGUCAGGCGGAACCGGUGAUAUCGUUUAAGGAACUAUGUACACGCGAGAGACAGCAACACCACAAGAAAGAUCAAUAAAAUGCGUGAA